AUGACCCCUUCACCCCCCUCAAGAAAGGAGCCAUCUGCAAUGAAGCCACCCAAAGGACUUGUUAGGGUAGGCUUUUAUGAGGUCGAAUCCACUAUUGGCAGAGGCAACUACGCGCUCGUCAAAUUGGCCCGGCAUCGUAUCACUAAAACAGAGGUGGCUAUCAAAAUCGUUGACAAGACCCGUUUAGACAGAGAAAACCUCGCAAAAAUGUACAGAGAAAUCGAUGUGCUUAAAAUGCUCAAUCAUCCAAAUAUUAUAAAGCUUUAUCAGGUUAUGGAAACCAAAAAUAUGCUUUACCUUGUCACCGAAUACGCGCCUAAUGGCGAAAUUUUUGAUUUAAUUGCCAAACAACGGCGACUGUCCGAGGAGAGUGCGCGCGAGAAGUUUUGGCAAAUAAUAUCUGCUGUUGAAUAUUGUCAUAAGCUCAAUAUUGUUCACCGAGAUCUCAAGGCUGAAAACUUAUUGCUGGAUGCGAAUUUGAACAUCAAGAUAGCUGAUUUUGGCUUCAGCAAUUUUUACAAUAGGCACGAUACGUUGAACACAUUUUGUGGCUCACCUCCGUAUGCUGCUCCGGAGGUGUUCGAAGGGAAACGAUACGCUGGUCCAGAGAUCGACAUUUGGAGUCUUGGCGUGGUUCUUUAUGUGCUGAUUUGUGGUGUAUUACCGUUUGAAGGUGGCAAUUUGCAAGUGUUGAGAGAUCGUGUUCUCAGUGGCCGAUUCAGAGUUCCAUAUUUCAUGUCGAGUGAUUGUGAAAAUUUGAUUCGAAGAAUGUUGACAUUGGAUCCAGCCAAACGCGCGACAAUUGAAAUCAUCAAAAAGCAUAAAUGGAUGCAAACAGCUGAAAAUAACUCAAGAAGAACGCAAGAUUUAACACCAAAAUUCGAUGCAAAUGAACCACAGCAACAGAUUCUCAAAUUGAUGCAUAGUCUUGGGAUUGAUUCAAACAAAACACGCCAGUCGCUGAAGAAUGAUUCAUACGACAACUUCAUGGCCAUUUACUUAUUGCUGUUCGAUCGGUGGCGUUCAACAUCGGCCUGUAUAGAUCCACGUGGUGUUCAACGUCGGCAAAGUGAAAUGCCACGCUCUAGACCAGCAUUGCAUUCUUUACGUGAGCACGCCACAUUUCAAACAACUGACUGUGCAAGUACGACCACUGCAGCUUUUGUUCGUAGUGAUCUCGACGAGACACCUUCAGUGGGUGUUGCUGCACUAAGUCGGCAGUCAACCAUGAACACGAUCGCAUCGAUUGAUGAAGGCGUUGAAGUGGACUUGAAUUCAUCCACGACGUCCUCACACAAUGCGUUCAGUUCGGCUGACAUGCUCUCCAAUGAGUCGACGGACUCUUGUUCCACUGCGUCACCAUUCGAAUCGUUCGACUCACAGAUUGAAUCCGAUAUCAUGUCCAGUAUGUCAUCAUGUCCACCUGCUAGCGAGGGCAGCAACAAUAGUUCGGGCGCAUGCGGUUUCAACACAUCAAUCGUGGUAAAUAUUCGAAGUCCAGCUAGUCCAGCCGCGUCUGAAGGCAGUCCUUGUGCAAGUCCUCAACCGAGCACAUUUGGCGAGGGCUGGCGGGCCAGUGACAACUCAAUGUUCGACAGUGUGCAAGCACCUUUUCCAACUGGUCAACUGAGCAAGAAGACCAAAGGAAUGCACGAAAUUUUCAGACCGUCAACUGGUAAUGUUGAUGUGCAGUUGCAAAAGAUGCGUAUAACACCAGCAAAAGUGGUAUUGGAUAAACGACGUUGUAUUUUGAGCGCAGCUCCGAAAAGGAUCUCACUGCCUGAACACCUGGAAUUUCAGCCACAAAAAUUGUUGAACAUUAAACAGAGUAUGCAUGUUGAGAAACAACUUAACACCGCACCAGAUGUGAUUCCGUCUGACACAAAAAGUGUUUUCAAGGCACGCCUCAAGCAGAAACAGAUAAAAACUCGCAUGCAACUACUACGUCAACAGAGUUAUCAAAUGGCACAAAAGCACAGCGUAAUGCCGUCAACAGUUUCUCCAUUACUCUCCGAUGAAUCUCCUUGUACACCACUUUCACCGAUCGAGGAUCUGCGUUCUUUUGACGACGACUCGAUGGAUAUCAAUUAG
Messenger RNA from Anisakis simplex (herring worm), 2091 nucleotides. The record is from the annotation of a GenBank genome assembly. NCBI's taxonomy places the organism in Eukaryota, Metazoa, Nematoda, Chromadorea, Rhabditida, Anisakidae.